Manihot esculenta (cassava) is the source of this 1013-nucleotide messenger RNA. Its product is annotated as chlorophyll a-b binding protein of LHCII type 1. Bases 69 to 866 code for a protein of 265 amino acids. NCBI's taxonomy places the organism in Eukaryota, Viridiplantae, Streptophyta, Magnoliopsida, Malpighiales, Euphorbiaceae. Gene Ontology annotation, biological process: photosynthesis, light harvesting in photosystem I; response to light stimulus. The record is from RefSeq and is a predicted model, not a curated record. Gene Ontology annotation, cellular component: chloroplast thylakoid membrane; chloroplast envelope; plastoglobule. The transcript has a single exon.
CCACUUCUCUAAUUCACCACUUGAAUCAAACAACAUACAGAGGAUUCAAACCCACACUCCUUUAAACAAUGGCAGCCUCAACAAUGGCCCUUUCCUCCCCUUCUCUUGCCGGCAAGGCAGUGAAGCUCACCCCCUCUGCCCCUGAGCUCAUGGGCAAUGGCCGUUUUUCAAUGAGGAAAACUGCCAGCAAGGCUGUUUCCUCUGGAAGCCCAUGGUACGGUCCAGACCGUGUUAAGUACUUGGGUCCAUUCUCUGGUGAGCCCCCAUCCUACUUGACUGGCGAAUUCCCUGGUGACUAUGGCUGGGACACUGCUGGACUCUCUGCUGACCCAGAAACCUUUGCUAAGAACCGUGAGCUUGAAGUGAUUCACUGCAGAUGGGCCAUGCUUGGAGCUCUUGGUUGCGUCUUCCCUGAGCUCUUGGCUCGCAACGGAGUCAAGUUUGGUGAGGCUGUGUGGUUCAAGGCAGGAGCGCAAAUCUUUAGCGAGGGUGGUCUUGAUUACUUGGGGAAUCCAAGUUUGAUCCACGCACAAAGCAUCUUGGCUAUCUGGGCAUGCCAGGUUGUGUUGAUGGGUGCCGUUGAGGGUUACAGAGUUGCCGGUGGACCGCUCGGUGAGGUAACAGACCCAAUCUACCCUGGUGGGAGCUUUGACCCAUUGGGAUUGGCUGAUGAUCCAGAGGCAUUUGCUGAGCUGAAGGUAAAGGAAAUCAAGAAUGGCAGGUUGGCUAUGUUCUCUAUGUUUGGAUUCUUUGUUCAGGCCAUUGUGACCGGAAAAGGACCAUUGGAGAACUUGGCUGACCACCUUGCUGACCCUGUCAACAACAAUGCCUGGGCUUAUGCCACAAACUUUGUCCCUGGAAAGUGAAUGGAAAAUCCUGUAAUAUUUUGAGUGUUUUUCCUACCAAAGCGAAGGGGAAAAAAUUAUGAGAUGGACUGGUGGUGCAGAAAAUGUAAUAUAUCUGAGUGGAUGGUAAAUGUUUUUUAAUCCAAUUUUUUAACCUUGUUGUGCUCA